AUGGCUCUUCCAUUAGAAUUUGGAAGGAUAAAUGGAUUCCUUCCUCCUCCUCUCAUUUGGCUCACUCUCCUGAGAGCAAAAGCCAUUUUGAAUAUCCCUUUGAGCCCCAUUCUGCCUCAAGACUGGAUCAUUUGGAUUGGGUCAAAGUUGGGGAUGUUUACUGUCAAAAGUGCCUAUCACAUAGGAAGGGUUCUUAAGGAGGAUGCUAGGGGACAAUGCUCUAAUGCAGCUAGGAUGCCUGAUAUUUGGAGGGAUUUAUGGAAUCUGAAAAUUCCAGGUAAAGUGAAAUUGUUUGCUUGGAGAGCUUGUCAAAACUUGUUGCCUACUAGAGAUAAUCUUUACAAGAGGAAAGUGAUACAAGACCCUAUUUGUCCUUGUUGUGGUUUAGAAGUUGAAACUGUCAUCUACUCUUUGUGGUCCUGUCCAACAGCAAAAGAUGUUUGGGGAGAUAACCUUUCUUGCUUUCAAAAAUGUAGUUCCUCUCAGAUAAGUUUUUUGCUCUUCUUGGAUUUUUGCUUUCGGAUUUAUGAUAAAGAAAAAGUGGAGUUACUGCUUGUGGUUGAAAGGAAUCUUUGGUUAAGAAGGAAUUCUUUACUUUUUGAAGGAUGUUUUCUUCCUCCCAGAAGAAUUUGGGAAGGGUCCUUUUCAUUUUUGGAAGAUUACAAAAAUAGCUUAUUGGGGGAGGAGAAUGUUGAUAGGGUCGAUCUUAAGAUCUGUGGUUCCUCUUGGUCCUGA
Messenger RNA from Alnus glutinosa, 735 nucleotides. RefSeq lists its product as uncharacterized. The record is from RefSeq and is a predicted model, not a curated record. The transcript has 2 exons. Lineage: Eukaryota; Viridiplantae; Streptophyta; Magnoliopsida; Fagales; Betulaceae. The coding region runs from base 1 to 735 and encodes 244 amino acids.